This is a messenger RNA of Fusarium redolens, 2604 nucleotides long. RefSeq lists its product as uncharacterized. The record is from RefSeq and is a predicted model, not a curated record. Lineage: Eukaryota; Fungi; Ascomycota; Sordariomycetes; Hypocreales; Nectriaceae. The coding region runs from base 1 to 2604 and encodes 867 amino acids. Gene Ontology annotation, molecular function: DNA binding; zinc ion binding; DNA-binding transcription factor activity, RNA polymerase II-specific. The transcript is spliced from 5 exons. Gene Ontology annotation, biological process: DNA-templated transcription; regulation of DNA-templated transcription.
AUGGAGAAGUACCAAUGCUCACAAUGUCCAAGAAGCUUUAAGCGACCGGAGCAUCUGAAACGACACCAAAAAGGUCACGAUAGCCUGAGGGGUUUCGAGUGCCAUGUUUGUCACAAGAGCUUUACGCGCAGUGAUAUCUUGACAAAGCAUGUAGCUAUUCACGAUCAUCCAUCCGCCGUGUCUAGACGCGAUGCUGGACGGCGUAGAGCGUGCUUGGAGUGUGCCAGGGCGCGCGAGAAAUGUUCGAGAAAUCUUCCGUGUCAGCGAUGUUCGACUAGAUCGCUAGAUUGCGCUUAUCCUCAGCCCCGAGAUAAGCCGGCCGAAACAUCACCCGCCUCUCAGACUGGUACCAUUGCACAUACUCCGAAUCAAACUCUCAUCAGUCCGUCAGAUUUACAACUUGCAUUACCUUCACAGCAGACUCCUCAUUCACAAGACAGCUCUUUCAUCGACAGAACCGGUAAUGAGCAACAACCAAGCUUUGACUAUGAUCUGUCCACUUACGAUAUCGACUGGGACUUCCCCAUCAACUGGCUACCCUACGACAAUGAGAUUGAGACAAACUACUACUCAAUUCUAGGCCUUGAUUUAACCCAGCCUCUUGAUGCCGGUAAUGGAACUAUUAUCGAGGAGACAGUUCCCAGCUUUCCCAUGAUUGAUGCUCCACCACGACGUUUGUCUACUGUGACAUCGCUUUCUCCGGGCAGCGGUCUGGGUGUUUCUCCCCAGUUGAGUAUGAGCUCUGGUCGUACUAUACCCGGAGAUCUGUACGCCACCAGUUCAAACGGUGCACGGCGCCCCUGUACUGCCAAGUCGAAGCAGCUUUUUCCACCGCCAGGGCUUCAAGGAUACACGCAGUUACCAACUAUCUCUCAAGACUCACGCCUACAGGUCAAUGACACUGCAACCCUUUCGUUUCCAGAUUUGAGCCAUAUUACUUUCGAGGACGAAACGUACAGAGAAUCCAUCAUGACACAGUUGACAUACACCAAGAUAUGCGAAGCCUUUACACAAACGUGUCUCGAAUCUUCCAUGUUUCAUCAGCACUACACAUCCACGGACUUUCCGUCUCUCAAGAUGCUCGAUCACUUCAUCAGACUCUUCUUUGAACACUUCGACCCGAUCGUUCCUCUUGUCCACCCUCAUACAACAGACCUGAAUGGAAACUGGAUUCUCGCAUUGGCGAUCUGCGCCAUCGGGAGCCAAUACUCAGCUACCGCGGAUAUCCACACCUGCGUCGCACCAUUCCACGAGUUUCUCAGAAGAACGUUGGCUACUGAACUGGAAGGAUCAGAGUUCAACUUGCCGCUCGCACAGGCUUUUGUGCUGAGCCAAGUCGGCCUGCUAUACUCUGGGGGCAACCAGCUUCACAAGGCAGCCUACGAAAGAAUGGGAAGUCUGCAGAGAAUCAUUACGUUCUAUCGUUGCCGACAUGGUUCUCAACGAAAUCCAUCGGCUGAAGCCCAUUGUGAUGCCGAUGAAGAUAGGUGGCGAAGAUGGGUUGAAGAUGAGACUUGGCGUCGACUGUGCUAUUUUAUUUGGUUACUAGACCGCAUGGGCUGCUACUUCUUUGAUGAUCAUCAGACAGGUACAUUCAACGUCGCGGGCUUAACUUUGCCGCACGACGGCCUUUGGACACAAGCAACAUCAUCAGACUGGAUGCAACUCCAUCGCCGCGUCGAUAUCAAUCCAACACUGGAAUUUGCCAUCAGCGAGCUAUUCCGCGAAAGAACCGCCAAAGCCGACCUGGGCGAAUUCUCUCGCAUCCUUCUCCUACACGCAGUAUACCAAGAAUACACCACCGUCAGCACCUACUGCAAGCGCCCUCUCUCAUCCUGGAUACCCCAAAACAAUCCCGAGCCUCGUAGCGACGAAACCCACCACCUUCAACUCUCCGACUCAAACUGGCGAAACGCUGCUCUCGAUUGCGUAGAUACGCUUCACUGGGCCGCCAAUGCCACCAUAGCAUCUCUACUCGGAGCUGAGCACCCUACAGUCUUGCAUUUGCACUUUUCUCGUGUUGUACUUCUCGUUCCACGGGAAGCGAUAAUUACGCUGGCGAAAUACCUAAAGGCGCCGGAGCAUUUGAGGAAAGAGGCAGCGAACCAGAAGGAGGCGCUGCAGGCGGAACGUGAGAUAUCCGAAUGGGCUCAGCAAGACGGCUCAAAAGCUCGACUUGCAGCACUACACUGCGGCUGUUUCCUCUGGCACGUCAGACGCUAUGCAAAAAUGACAUUCUACGAACCCCCCUGCGUAUUCUGGGCCACCCUAACACUCUGGGCAUACAGUGUAUUCUCCUGUAAAUCACGAAGGACGGGAGGAGGAGAAAUGCGCAGCGGGAGUGUGACACGACAAAUAUCGCCUGAUCGAUCUGACGAUGAGAAUCCUACUUUCAUAAGACUCGAUCGACCAAACGAUGAUGAAAUGGUGCAACUGUUUGUUAGGACGGGGGUGUUGAAGGCGUAUAUUAGUGGUGUUGGCGAUAUAUACUCUGCUAAUGCGCCCAAGAGGAUACUGAAGGAGGGGAAGAGGGUUUUGGAGAGUGUGGCUUUGGCGUGGGGGAGGAAUCGAGAGUAUCUGGAGUUGUUGCAAGCUCUGACCUGA